Messenger RNA from Effrenium voratum, 1718 nucleotides. The record is from the annotation of a GenBank genome assembly. Lineage: Eukaryota; Dinophyceae; Suessiales; Symbiodiniaceae.
GUUCCGUACUUGGCUCAGUUCUCUGAGCCCAGCGGCAACAGAAGACCUUCCGGGCGCAUGCCUUAGCGAGCGCUCGGCGUGUCGCCAUGUUGUCAGCGGUGGCCCUGCUGCGGAGAUCGCGCAGAGCGUGUGCCCAGCCCUUCUGCGCCGCAGCUGCCGCUCCUGCGGAUGAGAUGGGCCUGGUUGCCUUUGCUAGCGGAUUGAUACGGAACAGAGACGUGCGCACGCCCAACUUCUCCGAGUGGAUGGAGGUGUCGGACAAGGCGACGGUACUGGUAAACCGAGGCGUCAGAGGUAGCGCCUUGGUCUGGGUGCUGGACGCGCUGGGCGAGGCCGAUCUUCACCCGACGGAGCGGACGAAGCUACAGAUCCUCCAUGCCUUUCGCGGGUCCCUCUCGGAGCCUGAGCUUCUGCAGCUCAGCAACGAUGAGCUCUGCAUCUUGUGCCGGGCCAUGGACCGACUCCAGCUCAUGGACCCCAGGCUCACCUCCCGGCAGAAGCACCGCCUCGCCGCACAGCUUGCGGCGCGGCUGCCGCAGCUCACAGCGCCGCAGCUGGCGGCGCUGCCCAAGUUGGCGGCCAAGGGACACCUCGCGGACGAGGAGUUCUUCGCGGCCUCUGCCCAGCGCUUUCAGGAGGUGCUUCCGCAGCUCUCCAGCAAGCAGCUGUUCCUCGCCAUGCGAGGCUUCCUCCUUUGGCGCGUGGGGCCUCCCGGCCUCGAACGCAGCGCGCUGCUGCUCGACGAAAGCUGGCGAUACGCGCCGGCGCUGCGGGCUCUGCGUGCGCUGGGCAGAGUGGAAGCAGCCCAUUUUCGAACUCAGGAUUGCGAUCUGGAAGUGGAGGUGGCCCUGUUGGAGGCGCUACAGACCUGCUUGGCACAGCUGCAGUCGCCAAAGAUGGAGCAGCUGCUGGGUGCCCGGGACUUGCUGCUGGCCAUGAAUGCCUUGGGUCAGAUCGCCCGGGGCUGGCAAUGGCUGGAAGGCGGCGACGAGUUGCGAGUGGCGGCGCGCGCGGAACUCGGCGCCUGCGCUGAGUUCCUUGGAGACCUCGUGAGCCUCGAGCUCGAGCUCGAAGGCUUCGCGGACCGGGACCUGGCCCUGUUGCUACUGGCGCUGGCUCGAGUGGCGCGCCGCACCUCCACGUCGACGGCUUUGGUGCAACUCCUUUGCCAGCGCCUUGAGGCUGCGGAAGUCACUGAGAAGACCGCGCCGGCGGUGCUCUCCGCAGCGUCCAUGAUGCUCCAGCACUGCGCACGGACCAAACCGCCAGACGCCGCCGGCGAGGCGCUACUUUCCGUCAUCAUGGCUUGGACCCAAGCGGAGCGCGGCGCGCAGCAACCAGAAGUGUUCAAGGCCCUGGCAGCAGCCGCCGCCUAUGCGCAAAGUCGCCAAGGUCCCAAAGCUCUGGACUCCGUGCGCGGGCUCCUGCGCUUCGCUGCGUCGCAUGACUUGCGGCAGAACUGGCACUUGGACAGCUGCCUCCACGCCUUGGCAGUGCUGGAGGCCACGUGCGAGGAACUGGAGCUGGAAGAGCUGCUGGUCCGGAAAGCUGAGCAGCGCUUGCGCCAGCUCAAGGCGAACAACAUCUCCUUCUGGUUGAAAUUCGUUCCGCUGGCGCCUCGCCUCUGCGGGCGCCUGGCUAACCUCACGGAGGUCAAAGAUGAUUGUAUGCCGACCCAACUCGAAGCGGGCGCGGCUCUGCGUGACUUCGCCUAUGCG